AUGCCUAACCCCUCUCUGCUCUCUCGUUCUCUUACUCUUCUUUUGCUCUUCCAUGGCUGCCUAGCCCGCUCCUCGCAGUCUUGGCAGUUCCAAAAUGAGUGCCAAAUCAAUAGGCUUGACACCAUUGAACCCGUCACACGAAUCAAGUCCGAAGCCGGAGUGACUGAGUGGUGGAACCCCAAGAACAAACAGCUCAAGUGCGCUGGAAUGGCAGUGAUGAGGCACAUUGUUGAACCUGAUGGACUUGUUCUGCCAUCCGUCACAAAUGCUCCUCAGCUUCUAUAUGCUGUCCAAGAUAAAUAUAAAACAUAUAGUAUGGGUAGCGGUAUUCAAGGCACCGUAAUGCCUGGAUGUCCCGAAACAUUCCAGGAUUCACAACAAUCUCAACAUGGACAAAGCCUAAGGUUCCAAGACCAGCACCAGAAGAUCCGCCGCUACCGUGAGGGCGAUGUCUUAGCAUUGGCAGCGGGAGUAGUUCACUGGAGCUAUAACGGUGUCAAUCAGUCUGUUAUUACUGUCAACCUUUUUGACACCGGCAACAGCGCUAAUCAGCUUGACAUGAACCCUAGAAGAUUCCAUCUUGCUGGUAACCCAGAAGAGGAUCAGAAGAAACUAAGGCAGCUACAACAGCAGCAGCAGCAGCAGGGAAGCAGUAGCGAGGAGGAAGAAAAAGAUGAAGACAACCGCAAAAGUUGCCACCACCAGCAGCAGAGCUCAUACCGCAAAACUGAGUUUCUUGCUCAAGCUUUCAACGUCGACAUGAAAACCAUAGAGAAGCUACAAGACGACCAAGGAAAGAGAGGGACCAUCGUCAAGGUCAAGAGCAGACUCCAAGUUAUAAAACCACCAAGGAUGGAGCAAGAAGAGCAUGAAGAGCGUCAGCAGGAAAGAGAACAGCAGCAAGGAGGAAGAGGAUCAUCUCAACGUGAUAAUGGCCUAGACGAAACUUUCUGCACCAUGAGAAUCAAAGAGAACAUUGCCGACCCUGAACAUGCCCAUAUUUUCAAUCCUCAGGCUGGUCGUAUUAGUACUCUCAAUAGCUUUAACCUCCCCAUCCUCAGGUACCUUGGCCUCAGCGCUGAGAGGGAUGCUCUCUACAACAAAGCUGGUUUGAUUCCACAAUGGUCCAUGAAUGCCCACAGAAUAUUCUACAUGCUAAGGGGACACGCCAGGGUCCAGGUAGUGAACCAAAACGGUGAUGCCGUGUUCGACGACUACCUCGAGAAGGGACAGCUUCUGACGGUGCCGCAGAACUUUGCCUUCAAGAAACCGGCCGGAAGUGAAGGAGCCGAAUGGGUUUGCUUCUACACCAAUGACAAUGCUAUGAACACCCUUCUGGCUGGCCGAUUGUCUGCCAUGCGGGCAAUACCUGAGGAGGUGGUUGCCGUUUCCUAUCAGAUAUCAAGAAAGGAGGCCAAGAGGGUCAAAUAUAGCAACCAAAACAACUAUUUCUUCACUUCUUCGAGGUACGAGAGAAGGGCCGAGGCUUAAAGCCAAUGCAAUGAAAGUCAUGAGUAAUGGUGUAGGUAAUAUCCUAAUAAAAGAGUUGAGCUUGACCCAUGUAUUCCCCUUUUUUUGGGUUUCUUUGUGAGGUUGGCAAGUAGGUGAGAUUAGGUUAGAGGAUGCAUAAAAGGCCUCCGAAUAAGAUGGCCUGUUAUGUG
Molecule: messenger RNA, 1661 nt
Organism: Theobroma cacao (cacao)
Lineage: Eukaryota; Viridiplantae; Streptophyta; Magnoliopsida; Malvales; Malvaceae
Product: legumin A-like
Molecular function (GO): nutrient reservoir activity
Source: RefSeq, a predicted model, not a curated record